This is a messenger RNA of Filobasidium floriforme, 1618 nucleotides long. RefSeq names its product alpha-1,2-mannosyltransferase. Gene Ontology annotation, molecular function: alpha-1,2-mannosyltransferase activity. The transcript is spliced from 12 exons. Gene Ontology annotation, biological process: cell wall mannoprotein biosynthetic process; protein N-linked glycosylation. Gene Ontology annotation, cellular component: Golgi apparatus; membrane. NCBI's taxonomy places the organism in Eukaryota, Fungi, Basidiomycota, Tremellomycetes, Filobasidiales, Filobasidiaceae. The coding region runs from base 87 to 1310 and encodes 407 amino acids. The record is from RefSeq and is a predicted model, not a curated record.
UGUGCAACUGUCUUGGACACCAUAGUCGUCAAUAGAUAAGAAUACGCAGGGACGCCAGGCGAAGCACCACUUUUGCUUUGCCCAAGAUGAUGGUGCCGAAAUGGAGAUACUUAGCCGCAGCGGCUGGAAUGCUGUUCGGGCUUCACCUGCUCCUUUCAGUCACGUCAACGACAUACUCUCAUCAUACCUCCAUCACCAAGAUCCUUCCUAACGGCGUCAAGUCCUCAAACCCCACUGACGACUCUUCCUUAUAUCAUCCUAAUGCCGGCGUACCAGGCUGGGCAUCAGAGCAUACACCUUGGCUAGAGGGGAGCAUGGUCGUGCCCCCGUCAAGCAUCCCCAAGAACCAUACCGACCCCAACAGGCGUAAAGCAAAAGCGGUCUUCGUGGUACUGGCCAGGAACUCGGAUUUGUGGGCCUUGACGGAUAGUAUGAAGCAGAUGGAGGAUAGGUUCAACCACUGGGCGGGGUACGAUUGGGUGUUUUUGAACGAUGAGCCGUUUGACGACGUCUUCAAAAAGUUCACUCAGUCCCUGACCAACUCUAAAUGCUCGUACGGCCUCAUCGAGCCUCACGAGUGGCAUCAACCCGAUUGGAUCGACGAAGAGAGAGCGACGGCGGCGAGGGAAGAGAUGAUCAGGAAAAAGGUCAUCUACGGGCAUUCGGUGCCUUAUAGGAACAUGUGUCGGUACAAUUCGGGCUUCUUCUUCAGGCAUCCUCUUUUGGCCGAUUACGACUAUUACUGGAGGGUAGAACCGUCGGUCAAGUUUUUCUGUGAUAUCGCCUACGACCCCUUCCUCGUCAUGCAAGAUCAAGGCAAGGUCUACGGAUUCACGAUCUCCCUGUUCGAGUACAUCGAGACGAUCCCAUCUCUUUGGGACAGCGUCAAGGACUUUAUCAAGAAGUACCCUGAAUACAUUCCGGAAGGAAACGGGAUGAAGUUUUUGAGUGACGAUGGCGGCGAGACGUACAACAGGUGUCAUUUCUGGUCCAACUUUGAGAUCGGUGACCUGAAUUUCUGGCGAUCAGAGGCAUACAUGAAGUUCUUUGAACAUCUGGACGAGGCGGGUGGAUUCUACUACGAGCGAUGGGGAGACGCACCGGUCCAUUCGAUCGGAGCGGCGUUGUUUGCGAAAAAGGAACAGAUCCACUUUUUCGAGGAUAUUGGGUACAGGCACGAGCCUUUCCAGCAUUGUCCGCAAGGCGAAGCUCAUUCUCGAGGAAAGUGCUGGUGUGAUGUUAGCAACAACUUUGAUUGGGAGUGGUACUCUUGUACGAACAAGUACGUUGACAUGUUCAAGGAUGAGUGAGAAUUAGACAGUUUCGAAUAAGGGAAGGGGUCACGAGGGAGAAUGUCACGGCCGUCUCACUCUUUGACAAGCGCGACGGAAUAAAUAGUCGUCGUUCUCAUUCGUCUGGUCUGGAACCAGGAGAACAGAGAGCCAUCUUGUAUCAGCGACACAAAAAAGACAAGGCGCACGACGCUGAGGCAUCUAGAGACCACAAUGACGAUUCGCAUGCAGGUCCCUCCGUAUCAGAAGCUCUUAUUUACAAAGUCGGUCUUCGUUUGGCCUGAGAUUCCUCGCGCGCCGCCCAUCUGAUCUUCAGAUGUUGGAAC